CACCACCACCAUCACCCGCCGCCGCCGCCGCCGCCGCCCCCUCCGCCCGGCCCCGGUCUGCCCCCGGCCUCCCCCCGCCACGGCCCGGCGCUCCCGGAGGGGGAUGGCGGCCGAGAGCCGCCCGAGCGGCCGAGGAGCCCGGACCCCGCCGACAGCGGCCUCGGCCGAUCCGGAUCCUCCUCCUCCUCCUCCUCCUCCUCCUCCUCCCCCUCCCCCACCGCCGCCGCCCCGGCCCCCGCCGGCGGGACGGGUUCCCCGUCGUCGUCGUCGUCGUCCUCGCCGCCGUCGUCGUCGUCGUCCUCCCCGCCGUCGUCGUCCCCGGCCUCCCCGGGCUCCAGCCCGGCCGACAGCCCCGAGCCUGCGGGGGCCGGGCCGGCGGGGGCCGGGCCGGGGCCGGCGGGGCAGGCGGCGGCGGCGAGCGGGGCCCUGCGGGAGCUGCUGGAGGCCUGCCGGAACGGGGACGUGGCCCGGGUGAAGAGGCUGGUGGACGCCGCCAACGUCAACGCCAAGGACAUGGCCGGGCGAAAAUCCUCCCCGCUGCACUUCGCCGCAGGCUUUGGGCGGAAGGACGUGGUGGAGCACCUGCUGCAGAUGGGAGCCAAUGUCCAUGCUCGCGACGACGGCGGGCUGAUCCCCCUGCACAACGCCUGCUCCUUUGGCCACGCCGAGGUGGUCAGCCUGCUGCUGGGCCAGGGCGCCGACCCCAACGCCAGGGACAACUGGAACUACACCCCCCUGCACGAGGCGGCCAUCAAAGGCAAAAUCGACGUGUGCAUCGUGCUGCUGCAGCACGGCGCCGAUCCAAACAUCCGGAACACCGACGGGAAAUCGGCCCUGGACCUGGCGGAUCCUUCGGCGAAAGCGGUGCUCACAGGUGAAUACAAGAAGGACGAACUCCUGGAAGCUGCUAGGAGCGGCAAUGAAGAGAAACUCAUGGCUCUGCUGACUCCUUUGAAUGUGAAUUGCCACGCAAGUGACGGGCGCAAGUCGACCCCUUUACAUCUGGCAGCAGGAUACAACCGAGUCCGAAUAGUCCAACUUCUGCUUCAGCAUGGUGCUGAUGUUCAUGCAAAAGACAAGGGAGGCCUUGUUCCCCUACACAACGCUUGUUCUUAUGGACACUAUGAAGUCACAGAACUGUUGCUAAAGCACGGCGCCUGCGUGAACGCUAUGGACCUCUGGCAGUUCACUCCGCUCCAUGAGGCUGCUUCCAAGAACCGGGUCGAAGUGUGCUCGCUGUUGCUUAGCCACGGCGCUGAUCCCACAUUAGUCAACUGCCAUGGCAAGAGCGCUGUGGACAUGGCUCCGACGCCGGAACUCCGGGAGAGGCUGACCUAUGAAUUCAAAGGUCACUCCCUCCUGCAGGCAGCAAGGGAGGCAGACCUUGCCAAAGUCAAGAAGACGCUGGCCUUGGAAAUCAUCAAUUUCAAGCAGCCCCAGUCGCACGAGACGGCUCUGCAUUGUGCCGUAGCCUCCCUACAUCCCAAGCGGAAACAAGUGACGGAACUGUUACUGCGGAAAGGAGCAAAUGUCAACGAGAAGAACAAAGACUUCAUGACCCCAGUGCACGUGGCUGCCGAGAGAGCUCACAAUGAUGUCUUGGAAGUGCUGCACAAGCAUGGGGCCAAGAUGAACGCACUGGACACGCUCGGCCAGACGGCCUUGCACCGCGCUGCCCUGGCUGGACACCUGCAGACCUGCCGACUCCUGCUGAGUUAUGGCUCUGAUCCCUCCAUCGUCUCCCUGCAAGGCUUCACCGCCGCCCAGAUGGGGAGCGAGGCGGUACAGCAGAUUCUGAGUGAGAGCACACCCAUGCGCACAUCUGAUGUGGACUACCGACUCCUGGAAGCAUCCAAAGCUGGGGACCUGGAGACUGUGAAGCAACUCUGCAGCCCCCAGAACGUGAACUGCCGAGAUCUGGAGGGGCGCCAUUCUACCCCCCUGCAUUUUGCUGCCGGUUACAACCGGGUGUCCGUAGUGGAGUUCCUCCUGCACCAUGGAGCUGACGUGCAUGCCAAAGACAAAGGCGGCUUGGUGCCCCUACACAACGCCUGCUCGUAUGGCCACUACGAGGUAGCGGAGCUGCUAGUGAGGCAUGGCGCUUCUGUCAACGUGGCUGACCUGUGGAAGUUCACACCCCUGCACGAGGCGGCUGCCAAAGGGAAGUACGAGAUCUGCAAACUGCUCCUCAAGCACGGGGCCGACCCGACCAAGAAGAACAGAGAUGGGAACACCCCCUUGGACCUGGUGAAAGAGGGGGACACAGACAUUCAAGACCUGCUACGGGGGGAUGCGGCCCUGCUUGAUGCCGCCAAAAAGGGCUGCCUGGCCAGGGUGCAGAAGCUGUGCACCCCUGAGAACAUCAACUGCAGAGACACGCAGGGCCGCAACUCGACGCCGCUGCACCUGGCAGCGGGUUACAACAACCUGGAAGUGGCUGAGUAUCUCCUGGAGCAUGGGGCGGAUGUAAACGCCCAGGACAAAGGGGGCUUGAUUCCUCUCCACAAUGCAGCCUCUUAUGGGCACGUGGACAUUGCGGCACUGCUGAUAAAGUACAACACGUGUGUCAAUGCCACAGACAAGUGGGCCUUCACACCCUUACAUGAAGCUGCCCAAAAGGGGAGGACACAGCUCUGUGCCCUCCUCCUGGCCCACGGCGCGGAUCCGACUAUGAAGAACCAGGAAGGUCAGACACCUUUGGACCUGGCAACGGCUGAUGACAUCAGAGCUUUGCUGAUUGAUGCCAUGCCUCCUGAGGCUCUGCCCACCUGCUUCAAACCCCAGGCCACAGUGGUGAGCGCCUCUCUCAUCUCACCCACGUCGACGCCAUCCUGCCUCUCGGCUGCCAGCAGCAUCGACAACCUGACGGGACCCCUGUCCGAGCUGGCCGUGGGAGGCGCCUCAAACGCUGGAGACGGCGCAGCGGGCACUGAGAGGAAGGAGGGAGAUGUCCCGGGCCUCGACAUGAAUAUCAGCCAGUUCCUCAAAAGCCUCGGCCUCGAGCACCUGCGGGACAUCUUUGAGACAGAGCAGAUCACCUUAGAUGUGUUGGCAGACAUGGGUCAUGAAGAGCUAAAAGAAAUUGGAAUUAAUGCUUACGGACACCGUCAUAAAUUAAUUAAAGGGGUGGAGAGGCUUUUAGGAGGACAGCAAGGCACCAACCCUUACUUGACUUUCCACUGCGUUAGCCAGGGAACGAUCCUAUUGGAUCUUGCCCCGGAUGAUAAGGAGUAUCAGUCCGUAGAAGAAGAGAUGCAGAGUACGAUCCGGGAACACAGAGAUGGUGGCAACGCCGGCGGGAUCUUCAAUCGAUACAAUGUAAUCAGGAUCCAAAAGGUGGUGAACAAGAAGUUGAGAGAGCGAUUUUGUCACAGACAAAAGGAAGUGUCCGAGGAGAACCACAAUCACCACAAUGAGCGGAUGCUAUUUCACGGGUCUCCUUUCAUCAACGCCAUCAUUCACAAGGGCUUCGAUGAGAGGCACGCUUAUAUCGGGGGGAUGUUCGGAGCGGGGAUCUACUUCGCAGAGAAUUCUUCUAAGAGCAACCAGUACGUGUAUGGAAUAGGAGGAGGAACGGGCUGUCCCACCCACAAAGACCGGUCAUGCUAUCUCUGUCACCGCCAGAUGCUGUUCUGCAGGGUGACACUCGGGAAAUCCUUCCUCCAGUUCAGUACGAUGAAAAUGGCCCACGCGCCCCCCGGCCAUCACUCCGUGAUCGGCAGGCCGAGCGUGAAUGGGCUGGCCUACGCUGAGUAUGUCAUCUACAGGGGCGAGCAGGCUUAUCCAGAGUAUCUCAUCACAUACCAGAUCAUGAAGCCAGACGCCCCAUCCCAGCCGGCAGCCGCGGCAGAACAGAAAACCUAGGCCACUCGAGUUUAAAUAUGGGACUGGACUCCACCUCGUUGUUUCGGGAAAAUCAAAACCCCAUAAAAACCCGCCAGCCUAGAAACAAGCUGUGUGUCUUUUCUAAAGCAUCGCUGUCGUGAUGGAUGCCGUCUGGGCACCGGGUGCAUAUACUGAACUGUGCUACCGUUCCUCUCAAGGAAACGUUCGCAGGGGCUGCCUGUCACCGGAAACUGGGCUCGCUGUCCCCCGCACUUCUCCCACUCUCGAAGCUCCAGCCCUGAUGGCUGCCAGCCAAACUCUGGGGACUUGACAAGCAGAAAACUGGCUACUCCAGGGGUUGAAAUUUCAGACACUACUGUCCUCAUUCACUCACUACUCCUGUUAAAAGCACCACCCGUACACCACCCGUUCACAAACCCACAUGUCUUUUAAUUUUGUGGAGACCUCCGUAAUCAGCUAUUUAUGAUUGGGGAUGGUUGUUUUUGUUUUUUGUUUUUUUGAAAAUGAGCCAGAACUUUCUCGAGGAUAAUUUGCACAAAGUCAAGCAGACUGAAAACAUUAACCACGCAAUACAAGUUUCUUACCAAGAAGGGUUUAGGUCUAAUUCUCUUGUGGAUUUUCCUUUUCCUUUUGCACUUUUUAGGAGCAGCUGUCACCGUCCACGUGCAGUGAUGUGAGGGGAGCGCGGGUGGUUGGGCAUAGGGGAGGGUUAAGGGGGAAGUACCAAGAUCCCUUUGCCUGAUUUUUCCAGAGGAUGCUCAGAAAAGGGGGCUUGGGCUCUGUGGGUGUCUUCUGACGGCCACUUGCCGAGUUACAAACGCCAGUUCACCCCGGGGCUGGGUUGUAAUGUGGAGGGAACUCUGAAAACAAGCGUGUUCGCCAUGAAAGGAUGGGGCCCUGAGAUGGGAAAUGAACUGGGGCGAAGCAAGAGCCCAAAACCCAUCAAACACCCACCUCACCUCCCCACCCCCCCAGCGCACACACAGUGGGGUUAUGUUAGGUAAAGUUAAGUUCUGGGUUCUUUUCCUUUGGAUAACGUAUAGCCUCAGAAGAAAGGUAAGGAGAGGAAUUAAGCAACACACCAAGAGGACGACACAAGUGUUUCUUUUAGCCAUGGGGUCCAUUUUUGAAAUUAGCAAAGAGCUAGAAUCAGGUAAGAGCGUGUUAGCGUGACUGUGCGUGUGCAUGCGUGCGUGUGUGAGAGAGAGAGAGAGAGGCAGGUAGAAUUUCCUCUUCUCUCCCCAGGUUUUAGAUUACUUUGAGAUGGUUGGAAAGCCUGGAAUUGAGUCCGGGAUCCCUUUAACUUAGUGUAAACAGCAUUAAUCAAUUUUAAAACAUUUUAUGAAGAGCAGAGUUCCAACCUCUCUUAGAUAUUUAGACAAAAAAACAAGGAUGAAGACCAAAUCCCAGGAGACCUUUUCCAAUGGCAUAUGUGUUGGUAGUAGCAGCCGCUUGGGGUCUCAGCAGCCCAAGGGCACUCUCCCUGCAGGGAAGGGUGACCUAUGGUGGUCCUGAUGCUGGGGGGGCCUGACGGACCACUGCUGUGGCCUGCCCCAACCCAAGCGGAGCGUGGAGCUGCGUGCGCUCCAUCGGCAAGGCCUGGAGCCCCCGCCUAAAGCCAGGGGCUCUGAACAUGGUGGAAAAGCAGUCAAGAGAUGCAAAUUUCUCUUUCAGUUGUAAAAUGACCGGGAAAGUCAUGCCACCAAUUGUAAAGGUUUCUCCUUCAGCGCAGACUGGUUGGCCUGAGCUUGCGCUCACCUAACCUAGCAUCUCUAAGGGUCUAAGGGGAAGGGUUGGAAGCUCUGAUACCAAAAUGUCCCGACCCACUUGGAACUGUUCCUCUGUAUUUGUUUCUCAAGUUGAGUCCCUGGCUGGGACGCGGGGCUCGGCACAGUGGGCUCUGUGGGACGGCAGGCCUGGCUGGGACAUGGGUCACAGCUGCGGUAAAUGGGACUUUGGGAACAAGAUGCUUUUGCCCCGGAAGAAGUUUCUGUGACCCAAGGUGGUGUGUGUGGAUGUGUGUGUGCACACGUGCACGCUUGCCGACUACUCGUGUCAUCCCUUGAGCGUUCAGACAGACCCCGCUCAGCUGGGAGCUUUGGGAUUGGUGGUGAGGUUUCCUCUCUCCGUGUUGAACGAUGCUGGAGGUUGGAGUGUGCUCUGUGCGGUCCGGGGGCCAGGAGCUGCAGCGGUGCAUGGGUUCUGCCGUUAGGUUUUGAGACAGAGAGGGUGAGCCCAGCGGCACUGGCCAGGGGAGCCCCCACGAUGACGCUGGGGUCACUGAGGAAGCUUGUCCGAAGCCGGUUCCGCUCGACCGUCGGCUUUCCCGCCGGCUUCCGCCGUACCGACAGGGUCGAUGGGGGUGCCGACUUUGAACUGGAGCCUGGAACAUCCGGAAGAUAAAACUGUGGUCCAAUAUCUUCGAGUUGCCCAUGUUCUGUAUCUGACGUUCUGUGCCCAGUAAAGGUGCUGUGUGAGGAAA
Molecule: messenger RNA, 6328 nt
Organism: Tachyglossus aculeatus (Australian echidna)
Lineage: Eukaryota; Metazoa; Chordata; Mammalia; Monotremata; Tachyglossidae
Gene: TNKS
Product: tankyrase
Cellular component (GO): cytoplasm; nucleus
Molecular function (GO): NAD+ poly-ADP-ribosyltransferase activity; protein binding
Source: RefSeq, a predicted model, not a curated record